CCUAAUUCCAUGCGAAUGGAUCUUUGGUUGCAUGUAGGGAAGGCGUGGAUCACGAAUCAUAUGCGCAGAUACGUACUAAGCAAUCACCCCCAUCACCCCCCACCCUGCUUUUCUGAAGUCUGCAGUCUACAAUAUUGGAUAUCGCACUUUCACUAGGCCAAUGCUGUAGUUUUGCCAUGAUCAUUAUCUCUUCUAGGUUUCUUCCGCAAAGGACCUUAUCGUAAACUUACUAUCUCGUAUUGCAAGCGAUCUCUUAAAUCACCGGGUUUCCCUAGUUUCCCUACGGCAAAUAUCCGCAGCUUCUUUCUUCAACGUUUUCGCUAAAAAAGCGAUGCCUAUUUGCAUCCGUCGCAUCCUAUUAGCAUAUCUAUAUGCUACGAAAACGAGGGCCUAGAGUCAAGCAUGUCGACUGGGACACACCCUCCACAAAUCCAACCUCACCUGACAUUCUUUCCGAGAUCGCCGGGGAGGUUCGAAAGUCCGAACAACGGCCGACCUACGCUGAACUAAGCCCUACUUCACCUCGAUACGGGCUCUUGCAAUAUGCCUUGUCUCCCGAGGAAAGAUCGUCUUAACUUACUGGGUGGUGUCAAACCUGUAAAUAAUCUUAAUGGAAGCAAGCAGAACUCCUCGCGCUCUGCGCAAUCAUCACCCAUACGUCGCCCUUCAGACUCGUCACCUGCGCCACCACCAAAACGGCAGAAAGUCGAAGAGUACAAUGCACACACCCAGGCCCACUUUGUCCUUGCAUUUGACCACGAUGGGAUUGCUGACCGGCCUAAUCCGCGCAAACGUUCCCUUGACAACCGCAGCGAGUCUCAACAUACCGUUAUAUCACAAUCGUCCACCAAAGGAGCGCCGUCGACCAGAGCGAAAGUCCCCGAAUUUCGAUCCACGGAAAGUUACGUGAGACCGUCGCCUAAGAACAGGCCUCGGCAUAACACUCCAAAGCAGUAUGCAGGACAACUAGAUAGAGAGGUUGUUGCCGGAACUCCUUUGCUAAAGUCCGAUAGUGAGGAUAGCGACGGAGAUGUGGAGAUUAUCGGGGCAGAGGUCAUGGUAACUCCUCAAACACAGCAAACUCAAGGAGUACGGUACUCUAUUGAAGACUUUGGAAAGCGCUUCAAGACAACAUCUGGCGCUCAGAAGAUGGAGGAAAUCAUUGACAGUACGAUGCUGAAGGAGGACGGGUCCAAUGACUUAGUUUCCAGCCCGGAUGAGCUAGCACCAGAAACGCAAGACAUGAGAGAAAAGAUGCCAACAAAGCGACCUACUUUAUCCCCGAGUUUGUCUAAAAAGGGUGACAUUCCACGAACGAAAUUCGCCCCGCCGUCUCGUACUAGACUGCAGGACCCGGGGAGAGGGCUUAGCGAAUCGGAUCAUAUUACGAAAAUCGUCAACUCGCCUCUUCGUGUCAUUCGGGCUGUAUCGGGCGGUCACAAAUACGAAGGGAACAAAACGGACGGCGCAAAUGAAUGUUUCUUAAAUUUACGAGAGAUGAGCUACAUACUCCAUCCGGUGAAUUCAGAAGGUCAACUGAUGAAAGAAUACGCAUAUCUUACGGUCGAUCUUCGAAAGGCUAAACGGAUUCAUGCUCCAUCACAACCCAAUUGCCUUGUGGCUUCGAUUCACCGUGCUAUCGACGGCGCAACAAGUGGUGGCCAAAGGUUAUGGAUCGAAUUCUCGUCUCCUAAGGACUUUGGAAAGUUCGUCAAUUGGGCGAGGGACACUGGGCCAGAUGGUCUGGUGAAUGAGUCUUUUCCUCGGGAUCGCCUUGAGAAGGAACUUGAAAACAUGAUGCGAACCGCUGCCAACCGCACUGUUAUUAGAGACGACAUGUCAAGGGGAGAUGAUGUGAAGUUGAUCGAGCACAACUUGGCAAAUGCAAAUCAGGCAAGGGCUGCCAACCUACCGUGUGUCCCAGUUCGACAGGGGAAGUCGAAGGACACGAUGAGGCCGCAUUCUGCAUCUCUGUUAAACUCCAAGACAACGGUCACAUCAGAUGGCCCUCAGCCCUACAGUAUUCGGCGACAGCCACAAAAAACUCGUUCUACAUUUGCAUUAGAAGGCCCUAGUUCGGAAUCCGAGUCCUCCGAGCCUGAAUGUUGGACAACCCAGCAUAUAGGCUGGGAGAAAGAUUGGCGCAAUUCUCUUGUGUUCCCCUUUCAUGGCAAGAGUAGAGCUACCGUUGACAAGGAAGAUAUUCCUCGAUUGGACGAGGGUCAGUUUCUAAACGACAAUAUAAUUAUUUUUUAUCUGCGUUAUCUCCAACAUACAUUGGAGGCAGAAAGACCGGAUCUUGCUCAACGGAUCUAUUUCCAGAACACAUAUUUUUAUGAGAAGCUCAAGUCUACGAGGACGGCUCAAGGUAUCAACUAUGAUAGUGUCAAAGCGUGGACAUCUAAAGUCGACCUCUUUACGAAAGAUUAUAUUAUCGUCCCAAUCAAUGAAUUCACUCAUUGGUACGUCGCAAUUAUCUACAACGCACCAAAACUCCUCCCUUCUCCAGGCAAGACGGAGAGUACCGCUAAGAACACGAUCAUUAUCGAAGAGGAUGUCGACGAUUCUAGAGAAGCCUCCCGUGAGGUUUCUAGCGCCUCUCCCGAUAAUGGGAAAUCAGCAGAUGAGCCUAGAAGCAUUGACGCAGUGAGAUCUGAAUUACAGAACGAUGUCACGAAUCACUUUAGCCCUCCGGAGCCAGAAAAUCAGAAGACGGAUGCACAGCUAACCAGUUGUAAACAAGAGGUCACGGAUGUGCGGCACGAUGAUAUAAAGGGGGAUGUGAAGCAUAUUGUGUCAUCGACUGACAACCUCCAGCGGAAGAAGACAACGAAAGUAUACAGCGCGGGCACCAGGAAACAUAGUCCAGAUCAGCCAAAAAUUAUCACGCUCGAUUCAUUAGGGUUGGCCCAUUCCCCAGCUUGUAGCUGUCUAAAACAGUAUUUGAUUGCAGAGCUCAAGGAUAAGAAAGGCAUUGAAAUACUGAAUCCUGGGGCUUUGGGUAUGACUGCUAAGGAGGUCCCCCAGCAAACAAAUCACUGCGACUGCGGACUAUAUCUGCUAGGAUACAUAAAAGAGUUUCUAAAAGAUCCCGACGGAUUUGUUCGUAACAUCCUCCUACAUAACCACAUCGCCUGGGAUCUAAAUCCAUCGGAGCUCCGAAACAACAUUAGAGACUUGAUUUUUGAUCUUCAGAAGAAGCAGCAACGUCGAGAAGAUAUUCAUAGAGAAGAAAAGCGCAACAAAGCAGGCUUGCUGAAGAGAAAGAUUAGGGGCCCAAUAGAUGAGCGGCCCCUCAAACAAUUAGCGAAGGAGCAGGAUAUCAACCGAGGUGCGUCUGAGCCCCAAAAGGAUGAGGGUAUCCCCAAGGAGAACAGUGUGGCCAAGCCUAAACCAAAAUCACCUACUCCCGAAGUCUCUCUAGAAACCAGACCUGCUUCUAAUUCGGAGAACCGGCCUAUUCCUGGUUCAUUUCCUCGGUCGCCGGCCGUGGCCAGCGCUAAUAUAAGCGCAUUUAACAUGAUCAACCCUGAACAAGCUAAGGUUCCGAAGUUCGUCUCGCCACUCCCUGAAUCCCCCCGUGGAUCUUCACCAGAAACUCUCGUAGUUCUUGAGGAUCCAGAAGCACACCAGGGACAAGGGCAGAGCGCCAAUCAUAUCCAUAGCGAUCUCAAGCGAGCCAACUUACCAGAAGAGCCAGUUAGAGAGAUCGAAAGGACCUACCAAAAUCAAGACAGACCAGCCGAUCAAUCCCAAGAUCAAGAGAUAAUAACGGUAAGCCGCUACUUCGCCGGUCGGCAACCCGGCGAUAAGAUGGUCUCGGCCAAAUUACGCGAGGAGCCGCUUCACUCGGAUGUUAUUGAUAUUUCGGACUGAAUUCUGCAGGCCAACACAGGGAGGUGCUGGAGGUCGGGAGAAUACAUAAAUGAGGGUGUUUAUCUCACUAAGGAGCAUCGGGUAACAUCAUAGUGACUUCAUACAUGUCUGCAUAAAAACGGCGUCGGGGCGGUUGUGUUUGAAAAGUUUAUCCCUGUAUACCCCUUGUGGAGAGCGACUCUGGCUUUGCUCCGCGAGUCCGGGGCGUUACGUAGGAUGGUCAAUGACUAAAAUACGUCUAACUGUACUUUUUAUCUUGGUGUGCGUAGAUCUGAUGUUAAGCGUUUCGAUUAUUGCCUUUUCGUGUACCGUUGUCGUUAGGCAUUGCCGCGUAGUCUCCCAGGGGCAGCGAUGGUCUCGAGAGUAGAGAGCUACGCAGUUAGAGCGAAGGAUAUUUGACCG
This is a messenger RNA of Daldinia decipiens, 4278 nucleotides long. RefSeq names its product cysteine proteinase. Gene Ontology annotation, cellular component: nucleus; cytoplasm. The record is from RefSeq and is a predicted model, not a curated record. The transcript is spliced from 5 exons. NCBI's taxonomy places the organism in Eukaryota, Fungi, Ascomycota, Sordariomycetes, Xylariales, Hypoxylaceae. Gene Ontology annotation, biological process: protein desumoylation. Gene Ontology annotation, molecular function: SUMO-specific endopeptidase activity. The coding region runs from base 544 to 3876 and encodes 1110 amino acids.